AUGGCAUCUACACCAAUCUCCAACGAAAACAUAGAUUCGAGAGUACUAGCUCCAAUGAAGGUUUCUGGCCCUUCUGGUCUAGGAUCUCAACAGUCGUCCGAGAACGUUUCCACGCCGUUGGAACAACGUUUCGAGGAGAGCCGUGAGCCCAUCAACGACGACUAUGCUUCUCCAGUUUCUGCUACUACCAACGAUCGAGUGGAGGAGGAAUCUGAUGAGGAACGUCGUCGAAGAGAGGAGGAAGAAUCCAUUGAACUUGCUCGUGCACUCAUGGCAGAAGAAGCCAUGGCGGUUUCUUUUCAGAUGUCCAACGAUUACCUUCGCAACAAUCGCGAUCAGUUUUCCGAAGAAGACUUGGCCGCCCUUCAAGCUGCAAUGGAGGAGGACGAAAUUGAGGCACACGAGGCGCAUGGUGUCGUUGAGCAAGACGAUGGGACUCUUUCUUAUGAUUUGAUGCUCCGUCUCGGAGACACUCUUGGCGAUGUCAAGACUGAACGGUGGCAACAAGUGGCUCAGGGGAAGAUCAAUCAGCUUCCUACCUUCAAGUUUGACCCAGCCAAGGUACAUGGUCUAGAUGAAAACGACUGUCGGGUCAAGUGCCUCGUUUGUCAGUUUUCCUACGAAAAGGGAGAGGACCUCCGUAAGAUGCGAUGCAGUCACUGUUUCCACACUGAAUGUGUAGACCAAUGGCUUCAAAGCAAAGAUUGCUGUCCAUACUGCCGAACUGCAAUCACCGAAGAAGAGUCCUCCUAA
Molecule: messenger RNA, 753 nt
Organism: Cylindrotheca closterium
Lineage: Eukaryota; Bacillariophyta; Bacillariophyceae; Bacillariales; Bacillariaceae
Source: the annotation of a GenBank genome assembly